Messenger RNA from Trichoderma harzianum CBS 226.95, 1455 nucleotides. RefSeq lists its product as hypothetical. The record is from RefSeq and is a predicted model, not a curated record. The transcript has 2 exons. Lineage: Eukaryota; Fungi; Ascomycota; Sordariomycetes; Hypocreales; Hypocreaceae. The coding region runs from base 1 to 1455 and encodes 484 amino acids. Gene Ontology annotation, molecular function: iron ion binding; monooxygenase activity; heme binding.
AUGGCGACUGCUGCUACCAAUUCAACCUUGAUUGUGACAACCCUGAGUCCUGUAUCCAUUGGGGUGGCUGUGAUUUCGAUCUUGCUACUGAAAUUCCUUUACGGACUGAGCACCGACCGCCUAGGACACAUCCCCGGCCCCUUCAUCGCUCGCCUUACUCCAAUCUGGUACUGGUAUCUUACUUGGAAAGGUAUUGAAUGUACAGUUAUUACUGCUUUGCACAAGAAAUACGGACCUGCGGUCCGCAUUGCCCCGAAUGAAGUCGACAUUUCCGACGGAGCAGCUGUCAAUCCUAUUUAUGUCGACAAUGGCGGUUUUAGAAAGAUUGCUGGAUACAGAAAUUUCGAUAUCAACGGUUUUCCUACCAUAUUCUCAGUGACAGAUCAUACCCACAGAGCAGUUCGAGCCAAGGCUGUGUCGCCCUUGUUUGCGCAGCAAGCAAUUACAAACAGCAAACCAGCUAUGCAGAAAAUUAUCGAUGCAACACUGGUCGAGUUACAGCGCCGAAGAUCUCUGGUAGCAGGCAGACCAGUUGAUUUAUUAAACCUCUUUCGCUCCAUGGCGAUGGAUGCCUUGACGGAAUAUCUGAUUGGAGAGUGCUUCAACAGUGUUGGCACUGAAAGACUUAGCGCGACUGCUUUCGUCGAUAAUUUUGCUGCGGGCGGUCGCUUCUUUUAUCUUCCGAGUUGGUUAUUUAGCUUUGUUGAUAGUUGGGCUGCGAAAUUUGACAAGAAUAAGCAGUUAAUAACCACGAGUACAGAUAUUGUUCAGGAGUUUGCAGCCAAGGUUGUGGAUGGCAGUAUCGCCCAAGGAGAGAAAGAAACAUACCAAGGACGCCUUCUUAAUGCAAAUCUCUCACGGGAGGAAGCUAUAUCACAGGUCAUGGAUAUCAUGUUUGCAGGCACAGAUGGGGUUGCUAGGAUUCUGGCUGUUUUCUGUUGGCAUCUUGCCCAGGCACCCGAUACGCUCGAGCGUAUUUAUAAAGAGAUCAUGCAGAACCCUGGAGUCGACGCUCGAUCUCUCCCUUAUCUAUCGGGAGCGGUUAAAGAAGCUUGCCGUCUAGCACUGGCCAAUCCCACUCGUCUUCCCCGGGUUGUCCCACCGGGAGGGCUGAAUGUCCCGGGGUUGCCAACCAUUCCAGCUGGUACAAGCGUUGGAAUUGGAGCCUACUCGCUGCAUUUCAAUUCCCAAGUGUUUCCAAAGCCAUAUGAGUUCGUGCCAGAGCGCUGGCUGGAGUGUACGCCGGAAAUGUUGCGAGAUAGUUUUCACUUUGGCAAAGGCCCGCGGCAAUGCAUUGCCCGCAAUUUUGCAUCUGCAAUUGUGUGGUGGGCUUCUGAGGCUUUGGUUAGAAGCCGUGUGUUAGAUGGCGCAAGACCAGUGGUAGAGAAGAUUGAGAUUGUAGAGUGGUUCAAUAGUAAGCAAGUGGGUGAUAAUAUUGAGCUUAGAUGGGUGUAG